This is a messenger RNA of Anopheles coustani, 2622 nucleotides long. RefSeq lists its product as uncharacterized. The coding region runs from base 1 to 2622 and encodes 873 amino acids. The transcript is spliced from 5 exons. The record is from RefSeq and is a predicted model, not a curated record. Lineage: Eukaryota; Metazoa; Arthropoda; Insecta; Diptera; Culicidae.
AUGGCGCUCCGGCUGCGCAAGGAUGUUCAGAAGGCGUCCUACUACGUCUGGUUCCUGGGCGCUCAGGAGGCGAAGGCACUCCGCGGCUCCCGGACCCUCCUGCCCAUGAUACCGCGCAUGGUGGAGAAGUCCAAGGAGCAGGAACCGCUCAAGGUCACGCUGCAGGUUUCGCACAAGGGAUUGAAAAUCGUACAGGGCUCGGCUAAACACUUUAUCCCGCACGGAGCCAUCACGUGCUCGGUGCAGACGGAGGAUAUCGUCGCCUGCACGCUGCUGCUGUACAAUCCGGCCACCAAGUGUCCGCUGCACGUGCACGCCUACCGGUGCGACUCGGAGCUGACUGCCCAGGCGCUGCACGAUCAGCUGCAGGUGCUGAUCAGCCGACCGGAAAAUCAAAAGAGAUUCACCGAGCUGGAAGCGCGGCUCGGUUUGGCCGCCCAGCUCACCGGCGGCAUCGGUGGGGUGGGGGAGCGUGCUCGCCCGACCGCCAUUCCCGACCCUUCGUCCCGCCAGCGCAUGCCCCGGCGGUUCGAGUCGCCCCGCCGCUUCCCGGACUCGUCGCACGGCAGCGACACCGGCACCGCCAGUACCCGCGAGUCCGAGUGCUCCGAGGACCAGCAGCAGCACUCCCCGACCGGCCCCGUGUCGCCCCUCAUCAGCCAGUCGAAGCUGUACGAUUCGCUGGCGGCGGAACUGCGCGAAAAGCUGAGCGGCGGCGUUCCGCUUCUGCUGCCGACGAAGGACUACGCGGCGCAGGGUGAGAAGCAUUCCCCGUCGGCCGGUGUCCAGGCCGGGGGUGACGUGGCGGCCAGGCGCGGGUUCCGGAGUGGUGGUGGAGGUUGUCUGACCGGAACCAGCACGCCCUCUACCGGGGGCAAUCAGAAGCACGGUGUGUCAUCCCGCGGCUCAUCCGGCAUCGGAUCCGACCUGGCCCCCAGCCCGGAGCGUCACGAACCGCAGAGUUCCAGUGAGGACGAAUGGGUGAAUGACCAAGAGCCGGUCCUGAACGGUUCGCCACAUGCCCGCUCCGGCGGCCGUCCGAUGGAGCGUUACCUGCACGACGAUCAGCCGGCGCCGCGUAUGGCCAGCAAGUACCGGGACCAGCCACCGGCCGCGGGUCCCCCGACGACCUAUCUGUACCCGAACGUGCGCGAAGAGCCGGUCCGUGUGCGUCAUCAGCGGUCCUCAAGCCGAGAGGAGGACCGCAGCCUGCAGGGGUCGGUGAAUUCGCGCGAGGAAGAGGUCAAACCGAUCAUCACCAACCACACGCCCCGGUACCGGAAUGCGUUCAAGGCGGCUGGCGGCGAUGGGUACGGGGUGGAGGAGACCCGCAAGAAGAAGCUUACCAUCGAGGACAAGUAUGGGGACGAGCGGCGUGAUGGUUUGGUACGGCGAGGUGCCGGUCGUUAUCCGAUGGAAGGGGAUGACCGUGUGGAUGGCGGUGAGCUGGAGUUCGAGUACGGGAAGCCGCACGGUGGCCGUUACUUCGAGGACGAGUACGAACGGGACCGAUACCGGGAGAAUCUUACCGAUCGGCAGAAGUACCGGGAGAUCGUGACCGAUGGCGGCAAGUACCACCGAGCGGUGGAGUACGAUCGACGAGCCGGGCCCGGUGGUUACGUGGACCGGGUGGACUAUCCGCGGGAGUACUCGCCGGAGCGUGUGCCGGGACGCGCGGGAAAAUACGGCGGUGCCCCAGACCAUCACUUUGCGGAGCGGCAGGAUUUCAAGGUCGAACGGGAAGGCUACCAUCGAGCUCCGGCCAACCGAUCGCCUCCGAUGCUCAAACCCGACCGGAGUCGGUACUCGCAUGAACCGGAGGUGGCGCACGAUGUCGGCGAACGUCGGCCGGUGGAUCGACACAGUGGCCCCGAGGGGUACCGUGACGAGGGACGCUACCGGGCGUCGCACGAGGAACCACCGAAGCGUCCUGCCAAGCACGCGGACAAGUACGACGAACGUUGGCGACACGGCGAACUCGCCGGUCCGGAGCGGUACGCUGACACCGAGACCUCAACGUCUGCCUCCGGUCGACGCUACCACCGGGAGGAACCGAAGCCCCAGCCGGCCCCAGUCGAGCCGCGCAAAAAGUCCGUCGAGAUACGCACCAGCUCGCCGGAAUCCACCAUGCAUCGCAUCUCGCCGAAGGAUCGCUUCCAGACGGCGAAGGAGAAGUUCCAGCAGAUGGAACGCGAGCGCCACGAGCAGGAGCGGCUGGAGCAGGAGCGCCUGGAGCGGGAACGAAUGCUGCACAGCAAGCGUGCGGUCGAGCAUGCACCGAUCCCGGGACGUCGAGGUUCGCUCGAACCGGCCGCCGUCAGCUCACACGAAAGCAAUGGCUGGAGCUCGGAGGAGGACGAGUUGCCACCGCGGGGACACGGAUCGCGCUCGAACGGUAGCGUCGGAGGGGUGCCGACCAUGGGCCACGGAUAUCGGGAGCUGACGCCGGAGGAACGCUAUCCGGGGCUCGACCGAGAACCAUCCACCGGUCGGCGCAUGAUGCCGGCCAAGAGCCUGACCAACCUGGUCAAGGGCUACAGGCAUAGUUACGCCGAACCAAGACCACCGCCCGUCUCACGCAGCAGCGGCCGUGUCGGACUGGCUGCCGUCAAUCCGUACUGA